Molecule: messenger RNA, 1075 nt
Organism: Linum tenue
Lineage: Eukaryota; Viridiplantae; Streptophyta; Magnoliopsida; Malpighiales; Linaceae
Source: the annotation of a GenBank genome assembly
CAUAUCCAAAAGGGCAAGAAGAUUUGUAAAACAGGGACCUUUCCUUUUUACCCCUUGCUGCCUUGGCAUUCUAGUAGGGGUAAAAAAAUGGCUUCCAAUUCAAUGAUGUAACUUUUGCUCCUGAAGAAAUCCUGGGAUGAUCAAAACGCAAUUGCAUCCCAUUUUUCCAGGAUUUUCUUUUUCAAAGGAAAACAAACAUUUUCAGGGGUAAAUUGCAGACUACACUAACAUUAUCUAAUUACUCAAAGCUAUGACAGCAAGAUGUUGCUGGCCAAAGAUAUUCAGUAGUUAUUGUUGCAAUUUUAGUUGUUGUAACGGUGCUGACGGUGAAGACGAUCAAGAUCAAAUUAAUGCCGACGACCCGAAUCGUCACAUAGAGCUAGCUACGGGAAGGGUUCAACUCAUCAACACGAUCCAGAAAUGGGACGCCAAGCUCCUUGAGGCCAAGAAGGCCGGCAAGAUUGUCAUCCUCAAUUUCAGCUCUUCUUGGAGUAGUCCUUGCAGAAGGAUAGCUCGACCCUAUUGCAAGCUUGCCGACAAAUACCCUUCCAUCACAUUUCUUACCGUCGACGUAGAUGCACUUGCGGAAAUGAGUUCGACAUGGGAAGUCAAGGCCACACCAACAUUUUUCUUCCUGAAAGAAGGGAAACAAUUGGACAAACUUGUUGGUGCAGACAAGUUAGAGCUCAAAACGAAGAUUGCUAAUAUUGAUAGCCUACCCUCAUAGUAUUCCAAAAAAGCAAGUGCAAGUGAUUAUUUUGGAUAGAGAUUUGCCCUUAUCUUUUUCUUAGUGCUCUCAGCCAAACAAAAUGUAAAGCAAGUUUGAUAAAAAAAAAAAAAAAGAUUGGAAGAGGAAGAGGAAAAGGAAGAGAGGUGUACAUGUUCAUGGAAAAUGUAUGGAUGAGCAUACUUGGACUAUGAUUUUGUAUUCAUACUUUUGCAUUUAACGCGUAGAUGUAUUAACUUUUAGUUUUCCAUGCUCUUCAAGUUUUGGAAACUCAACACAUUUAUUGAGAGGACUACUAAGAAGGAUGAUUUUCACUAUAUAUCUCCAUUAAAUUGGUCAUAUUUCUUG